AUGAAUACGAUUCGAUCUACCUGGAUGGGCUGGGGCACCCUUUGCCUGGCCGGCGGCGGAGCUUACUAUUUCGCAAAGCAAUCGAUCAAUGCCGACAGACAAGCCCGAUUCGAAGCCGAAGUCAAGCGCAAGGCGCAAAUGAAGCAAAUGGAGAACGAGCACAAGCGCCAAGCACAAUUAGCCUCCACGCCAACCCCGGGCAACGACACUAGCAAACGAGCGAGCAUGGCCCGAUUCCAGAACGCCUCCGAUGAUGCCGCCUCGCCAAGUGCCGAAGCCUCCCACGAUCCGGCGCCUACCCGACACGAACCCUUGACCGAGGCCGACCGUGUGUUGGAGAAGGGGAAAUAUGAAACGGCACAGCCGUACCGGCCUCCGAGUGGGAACCGGUUUAGUUGA
This is a messenger RNA of Penicillium verrucosum, 399 nucleotides long. RefSeq lists its product as uncharacterized. The transcript is spliced from 4 exons. NCBI's taxonomy places the organism in Eukaryota, Fungi, Ascomycota, Eurotiomycetes, Eurotiales, Aspergillaceae. Bases 1 to 399 code for a protein of 132 amino acids. The record is from RefSeq and is a predicted model, not a curated record.